AUGAGCAUACUUCUUUUAUUGGGAAUAUUCGAUUCAGACAUUUCCACAACUUCGAUGGACACGAUGACGAACAAGUCUGUAAUAUCGAAAGAAAGUUUUGAUAGUCUAUGCGAUUAUAGCUUGCAAUUAAAUCGAUGGUUGUUGAAACCAAUUGGCGCAUGGCCUUCAUCCUCGUCAAGUUCAAAACUCGAAAGAAUCGUCUCGUUUUUAAUUUUACUUUGUUACGGCUUUAUAUUGUUCACCGUGAUCCCUUGUUUGUUUCACAUCGUUCUCGAAGACGAAAAUCUACAUAUGAAACUGAAAGUGUUCGGCCCGCUCAGUCAUUGGUUCAUAGGUGGAAUUAAUUAUACCACAUUGUUACUACGAAACAAAGAAAUACAAUAUUGCAUAGAACACAUGCAAACGGAUUGGAAGAUCGUGAAUAGAGCGAAGGAUCAGGAAAUUAUGAUGAGAUAUGCAAAGAUAGGGCGGUAUAUCGCUGCUUUGUGCGCUGUUUUCAUGCAGAGUGGCGUUCUAACCUAUUGCGUGGUAACUGCCUUCUCCACGCAGAUUAUCGAAAUCGGUAACGAGACAAGGAUCAUACAUAUGUUGCCGUGUGCAGUGUACAAAGAAUUAAUCUCAAUUGAUACGAGUCCAACCAAUGAAAUUGUUCUUAUUUCUCAAUUUGUGUCUGGAUUUAUAGUAAAUUCGAUCGCGGUUGGCGCCAUCAGCAUUGGCGCCGUAUUCACAGCUCAUGCUUGUGGCCAAUUGACAAUAAUUACAAGAUGGAUUCGUGAAUACAUAAAUCGAUCGAAGGAUAAUAAUAAGAACAUUGUAAUUAAUGAAAUAGGUGAGAUUGUUGAAUAUCAUCUCAGGAUUUUAAGUUUCAUAGCAGGUAUCGAGGAUGUGUUGAAUCGAUUUUGCUUUAUGGAAUUAUUCAAAAGUACGUUAGACAUAUCUAUGCUUGGAUAUUAUAUUCUUACGGAAUGGGCCGAUCGUGAUAUUCGUAAUUUGACUACGUACUUCAUGAUAUUAACGUCCAUGAGUUUUAACAUUUUUAUAGUAUGUUAUAUUGGAGACAUAUUAACGGAACAGUGUAGAAAAGUUGGUGAAGUACUUUAUAUGACAAACUGGUAUUAUUUACCUUGUAAAGACAUUCUUGAUUUGAUUCUGAUCAUUUCAAGAUCCAAUGCUGUUAUUAAAAUCACAGCUGGUAAACUAACUCAUAUGUCUAUACAUACAUUUGGCAAUGUAAUGAAAACAACUUUUACAUACUUCAAUCUAUUACGACAUGUGACGUGAUUAAAUACGUGACGUACUUUAUGUAAUUUUAUACAUUAACUUGUAAAACUUAAGAUAUAAAGAUUAAUAUAUACAUCAUAUCCCAUUUUUAUAUAAUUUAAAAU
Molecule: messenger RNA, 1385 nt
Organism: Apis florea (little honeybee)
Lineage: Eukaryota; Metazoa; Arthropoda; Insecta; Hymenoptera; Apidae
Product: odorant receptor Or2-like
Biological process (GO): detection of chemical stimulus involved in sensory perception of smell; sensory perception of smell
Cellular component (GO): plasma membrane
Molecular function (GO): olfactory receptor activity; odorant binding
Source: RefSeq, a predicted model, not a curated record